Pan troglodytes (chimpanzee) is the source of this 1749-nucleotide messenger RNA. RefSeq names its product carbonic anhydrase 6 (gene CA6). The transcript is spliced from 9 exons. NCBI's taxonomy places the organism in Eukaryota, Metazoa, Chordata, Mammalia, Primates, Hominidae. The record is from RefSeq and is a predicted model, not a curated record. Gene Ontology annotation, molecular function: carbonate dehydratase activity; zinc ion binding. Bases 289 to 1227 code for a protein of 312 amino acids.
UAUAAGCAAGACUCAUGGAUAAUAACCAAGAUGGAGUCACUGGCCAAUCCCAGGCAUAUACAGAUGCAACACUCCUAGUAGGGAAUUUUACCCUCCCAUUUGAGCAAAGCCCACGGAAGACUUCCUGGCUUCUGCCACAUAAAAGACACAGAACACAGAACUCUACUUCUACAAGAAGUAGAAGGUAGAGCCAGCAAGAGAUACAAACAGAACAUCCAAUUCUCGUGGCAGGAGGAUGUUUCUGAGCCUUUAAAAGAAGAGCUUCGCCAGAAUCAGUCUUCAUUCCAGAUGUGCAGCACCAUGAGGGCCCUGGUGCUUCUGCUGUCCCUGUUCCUGCUGGGUGGCCAGGCCCAGCAUGGGUCUGACUGGACCUACUCAGAAGGGGCACUGGACGAAGCGCACUGGCCACAGCACUACCCCGCCUGUGCGGGCCAGAGACAGUCACCCAUCAACCUACAGAGGACGAAGGUGCGGUACAACCCCUCCUUGAAGGGGCUCAAUCUGACAGGCUACGAGACCCAGGCAGGCGAGUUCCCCAUGGUCAACAAUGGCCACACAGUGCAGAUCAGCCUGCCCUCCACCAUGCGCAUGACAGCGGCUGACGGCACUGUAUACAUAGCCCAGCAGAUGCACUUUCACUGGGGAGGUGCGUCCUCGGACAUCAGCGGCUCUGAGCACACCGUGGACGGGAUCAGACAUGUGAUCGAGAUUCACGUUGUUCACUACAAUUCUAAAUACAAGAGCUAUGAUAUAGCCCAAGAUGCGCCGGAUGGUUUGGCUGUACUGGCAGCCUUCGUUGAGGUGAAGAAUUACCCUGAAAACACUUAUUACAGCAACUUCAUUUCUCAUCUGGCCAACAUCAAGUACCCAGGACAAAGAACAACCCUGACUGGCCUUGACAUUCAGGACAUGCUGCCCAGGAACCUCCAGCACUACUACACCUACCAUGGCUCACUCACCACGCCUCCCUGCACUGAGAACGUCCACUGGUUUGUGCUGGCAGAUUUUGUCAAGCUCUCCAGGACACAGGUUUGGAAGCUGGAGAAUUCCUUACUGGAUCACCGCAACAAGACCAUCCACAACGACUACCGCAGGACCCAGCCCCUGAACCACAGAGUGGUGGAAUCCAACUUCCCGAAUCAGGAAUAUACUCUAGGCUCUGAAUUCCAGUUUUACCUACGUAAGAUUGAGGAAAUUCUUGACUACUUAAGAAGAGCAUUGAACUGAGGAAAGCUAAGAGGAAGAUUCAAUAUUAACUAGCUUGAAGCCUGACCUAGCCAGAAGAGGUGGCUGUCCGCUGCAGCCGCACCCUACCUUGUCUAAGAAACCAUGUGUGUCUGGAACACGCUGCUCCCCCUGGGGCAGCUGUUGGGUUUCUGAUUAAAAGAGGGGAAACGAUCAUCCUGGACAGGAAGUGAGAUGGCUUCAGUUCAUGAGAAGGGAUCUGAGUUAGACAUCACCAGUGGAAAUUGAUUGGAAUAGAAACUUAAAGGAAAUGGAACCCUAACUAUUCUCCCAUCAAAUCAUAUAUGUUGACCUGUCUGAAUUAUAAACCAGCCUGACCUUUCCUUUAGCAUUAGAUGUAAUAAAAUAACUUUGGAAAUUUGUCAUUUAAAAAUUUCUUUCCUAUUCCUUUGUAUUACUUCAAAUAUCCCUUCUUUGUUCUGCCCGCCCCCCACUCCUCCCCCUACUUCCCCCCACCACCACACACAGGUGAAGGGAUAGAGAUCAAAGUGGGAGGGAUUUCCA